AUUCACUCACCUAAAUCUCACCGCCAUGUCAACUUAACAAAUUAAGCUCCAAAACUUUAAAUGUCAACAACUUGAACUUCUCCCUCUACAGUACUUUGAAAAACUCUUUCUUUCUCUCUAUCUCUCUUCAAGAUUUUCUCUCUCUAAAAUCUCACUUUGCCGUGAUUAUCGACCCAUCUAGGCCGUGCGAUCAUGGGGCACUGUUACAGCAAGAAGGCUAAUUUAGUGGCGGUCAACGACGGCGGCACUGCCACCGUGGAAGACCCCAGAAGAACCCCGGCGAGUGCGCAAAUGACGCCGUUUCAGAGCCCUUACCCUGUUGGAAUAAACCCUUCUCCGGCGAGAACUCCGGGGAGGAGGAUCAUGAAAUGGCCCUUUCCGCCGCCGUCUCCGGCGAAACCUAUAAUGGCGGCGUUGAGGAGGAGGAGGAAGGAGAGUGGUGGGGUGACGCCGGAGAGGGUGGCCGAGGAGGGAGGUGAAGGGAGGAGGGAGAGGGAGGCGGAGAGGGAAAGAGAGAGGGGUUUAGACAAGAAUUUUGGGUAUUCCAAGAAUUUUGGGGCGAAGUAUGAGUUAGGGAAGGAAGUGGGGCGAGGGCAUUUUGGUCAUACUUGUUGGGCGAAGGGGAAAAAGGGAGAUGUUAAAGGUGUUGCUGUUGCUGUCAAGAUUAUUUCUAAAGCUAAGAUGACUUCAGCAGUUGCAAUCGAAGAUGUUCGUAGGGAGGUGAAAAUAUUGAAAGCAUUAUCUGGAAAUCAGCAUAUGCUCAAAUUUUAUGAUGCAUUUGAGGAUACUAACAACGUCUACUUAGUUAUGGAAUUAUGCGAAGGUGGUGAGCUAUUAGAUAGAAUUUUGCAAAGAGGUGGAAAAUACGCCGAGGAAGAUGCCAAGGAAAUUGUGGUGCAAAUUUUAUCAGCAGUUGCAUUUUGCCAUCUUCAGGGUGUUGUGCACCGUGAUUUAAAACCAGAGAAUUUUCUUUUUGCUACAAAGGAUGAUGAUGCGCGCUUAAAGGUUAUAGAUUUUGGUCUUUCUGAUUAUGUCAGGCCAGAUCAUAGGCUUAAUGAUGUAGUUGGGAGUGCUUACUAUGUUGCACCAGAAGUGCUGCAUAGAUCAUACAACACUGAAGCUGAUAUGUGGAGCAUCGGUGUCAUAACUUACAUCUUGUUAUGUGGAAGCAGACCUUUUUAUGCACGAACCGAAUCAGGAAUAUUCCGUUCAGUCUUAAGGGCCGAGCCUAAUUUUGAUGAUAUACCUUGGCCGAAUAUAUCGGCAGAGGGUAGAGAUUUUGUCAAAAGGCUAUUGAAUAAGGACCAUAGGAAAAGGAUGACCGCAGCACAAGCACUAGCUCAUCCAUGGUUACGAGAUGAAAACAGACCUCUUCCUUUAGAUAUAUUCCCCUUCAAGUUAGUGAGGUCAUAUAUUCGCUCUACUCCUCUUAAACGAGCUGCUCUAAAGGCUCUUUCAAAAGCUCUGACAGAUAAUGAUCUCUUUUACCUCGAAGCGCAAUUUAAACUCCUGGAGCCAAAAGAUGGAUGUAUCUCUUUCGAGAAUUUUAAAGCAGCUCUCGUGAGAAAUGCUACUGAUGCCAUGAAAGAAGCCAAAGUUGGCGAAAUUUUGACUAUGAUGGAAUCAUUUUCCUCGAAGAAGAUAGAUUUUGAGGAGUUCUGUGUUGCGGCAAUCAGUGUUUACCAGCUUGAGGCUCUUCAAGACUGGGAUAAAAUUGCUAGCACCGCGUUUCAGUAUUUUGAGCAGGAAGGUAACCGGAAGAUCUCAGUUGAGGACUUAGCAAGGGAAAUGAACUUGGGCCCCACGGCUUAUACAUUAGUCAAGGAUUGGAUACGAAGCUCGGAUGGAAACAUCAACUUCAUUGGUUACACCAAAUUCUUGCAUGGUGUUACAGUACGUAGCUCAAACGCAAGACGGCAAUAACUUUAGUCAGGGUAUGAAAUUCUUUCCAGAAUUUCUGUUGAUUUCUCUAAUACUGUGAACCGGAGUGACGGGGUUGUGGGACCCCUUGGCGGGGAGCGUUUGAGCUCCCCCAACCUCCAACCCCCCCUAAAAAUAUUCACCCCUGAUUUCGUAAAUUUUCAAUAUGGGGGGGAUGCAUAUAUAGUGACAAGUUUGGGAUAGAUGAAUCUGACUGUAAUCAUUCAGCUGCGUUUUCGCAGUCUGUAAAUUAGUCCGUGCAGAAUAGAAAAGAUUAGAAUCUGAUGCGUGAAGGCUUUCCAAGAAACUUAGAAUGUCUGAUAUGAGCUUUUGUAGCCUCAUUUGUAUGCUAGAAAAUAUUCUUUUUUUUACAGCAAAUAGAUGAUUGUAUUUGUAACGAGGAUGUCCUUUCAAUGUUACUGAUGUUUAUAUCAAGUAGGCCUGUGUCCUUUACUCUUAAGGGCCUUGGACAAACUUUUAGGGCAACAAUGUUAAGGAUUUUUUCUUGGACA
Molecule: messenger RNA, 2432 nt
Organism: Spinacia oleracea (spinach)
Lineage: Eukaryota; Viridiplantae; Streptophyta; Magnoliopsida; Caryophyllales; Amaranthaceae
Product: CDPK-related kinase 3
Exons: 11
Coding region: 193-1923 (576 amino acids)
Biological process (GO): protein phosphorylation
Molecular function (GO): ATP binding; protein kinase activity
Source: RefSeq, a predicted model, not a curated record